Messenger RNA from Labrus mixtus (cuckoo wrasse), 3858 nucleotides. Its product is annotated as endophilin-A2-like. Gene Ontology annotation, biological process: synaptic vesicle uncoating. The transcript is spliced from 9 exons. Bases 153 to 1259 code for a protein of 368 amino acids. Lineage: Eukaryota; Metazoa; Chordata; Actinopteri; Labriformes; Labridae. Gene Ontology annotation, molecular function: protein binding. Gene Ontology annotation, cellular component: cytoplasm; glutamatergic synapse; presynapse. The record is from RefSeq and is a predicted model, not a curated record.
GGUUGCCUAGCAAGUUUUACAUCUACGGUGCAAAGUUUGAAGACGUGUUGCUCGACUUCUGUCCGUGCUUUUACACCUUCAAACUCACAGCAGCUGCACUAAAACUAAUUUUUUUUCCGUCGAGGUCCAAGCGGCAACAUUGACGGUUCAAUAUGUCGGUCGCAGGAUUUAAGAAGCAAUUUUACAAAGCAAGUCAGUUGGUGAGUGAGAAGGUUGGUGGUGCAGAGGGAACCAAACUGAAUGAAGACUUCAAGGACCUUGAGAGGAGAGCAGAUGUGACCAGCAGGGCAGUGGUGGAAGUCAUUAAUAAAACAUCAGAGUACCUCCAGCCCAACCCAGCAACAAGAGCUAAGCUUUCGAUGCUUAACACAGUGUCCAAAAUCCGUGGGCAGGUUAAGAGUCCGGGCUACCCCCAAUCUGAGGGCCUCCUGGGGGAGUGCAUGACUAAGUAUGGACGGGAUAUGGGCGAGGACACUAACUUUGGUGGCGCUCUGACAGACAUUGGAGAGUCAAUGAAGAGGUUGGCAGAGGUCAAGGACUCUCUGGAUAUCGAUGUGAAGCAGAACUUUAUUGACCCACUGCAGGCAGUUGCGGAGAAGGAUGUCAAAGACAUUCAGCACCAUCUUAAGAAGCUGGAGGGCCGCCGUCUGGACUAUGAUUACAAAAAGAAACGUCAAGGUAAAAUCCCAGAUGAAGAACUUAGGCAGGCCCUGGAGAAGUUCCACGAGUCCAAAGAGAUGGCUGAAUGCUCCAUGCACAACCUGCUGGAAACAGAUGUGGAGCAGGUGAGUCAGCUGUCUUCUUUGGUGGAGUCUCUGCUGCAGUACCACAGACAGGCCACGCAGGUACUCGAGGAGCUUUCUGACAAACUGAGAGAAAGAGUGAAUGAUGCUCAGUCUCGGCCAAGGCGUGAAUACACACCCAAGCCCAGACCAGCCUUUGACUAUGGAGAUGUGGAACAAUCUAAUGGAAGUUACACCCCAGCUGCCACAAACCCUCCAGCUUACUCUCCUGCUCCCUCAGCACAAUUUCGCGGCCCAUCCUUCAACAGAUCCUCCAUCAAAAACAAAGCCCCUGAUCCGUGCUGCAAAGCCCUGUAUGACUUCGAGCCAGAGAACGACGGAGAGCUGGCCUUCCAUGAGGGCGACAUCAUCACCUUGGUCAGUCAGAUCGAUGAGAACUGGUUGGAGGGAAGCAUUCGCGGCAAAUCUGGAUUCUUCCCUAACAACUAUGUUGAAGUUGUAGUCCCUCUGCCAUAAUGAAAACAGCACGGCAAGAGAGGCACAGCAGGAAGAGAGGGGAAGAGAGAGCAUCAUUACUUCUCAAAAGAUAUAUUUUCUUUAUUUUUAUGAAAGGGUAAACAUCUUCAUACAGGGACUUUAUUUGUGUAUCUAAAGUUAAUAGCUUUGUUUAACAUUACAUCAAGAUUUAAUGGAACAGUCAGGACAGUUUAAUCAGAAAAAAAAACAGCAAAACAAAUGUUUAGGUGCUUUUACAAAAAUCUAAAUCCUUUCAUUCAAACUCUAUGCACCUAUGCACUUUGUACACCUCCACCACUGGGACUGAUGAAGAAAGAUCCAGAGAAAAUUAUAUUAGUAAAAGCAUGCUGUACCAUAGGAACAACCUCUACCCUUAGAGGUUUGCACGCACAGACAAACACACACACACACACACACAUACAUACAUACAGAGACAUUACAUACAUAUGUAUACACAUAAGCUUAUUAAGUAUAUAAUGUUAAAUUUUUUGAACUCAAAUAAAUCAAAUUCAGCAUAUUGGUACUUCACACAUUCAUUUCAAUGCAGUGUUUUAUACACCCAGUUUUUAGUUCUGUCUGCAGGCUUAGUGCUGUUGUUAUUGUAGAAUAGCUAGAGUCAACAUGGAGGACUGGCUGCCUCUUUAAUGAUUCAGACUAUCCUCCACUGCCCUCUGGUGGUACUAGUGAUCACUCUUAACCAUUUGUCAUAGAUGCUCUAUUAUCCCUUACUAUAUCCAUACAUGGCUGCUUGUUUUAUGUUUUAUGUUUGUCUUUUCCCUCAAAUAUCUAAAACUCAAAAAAAAAAACUGAGUCAAAUCAGCAUCUAUCAUUAACGGUCAGCUGUGUUAAAUGUUUUUCUAUCCCUACACUACUUUCGAAAAAACUGAAGCAGCUUUACAAACACUAACUCGGUUAAUUGAUGACAGAAAAGUUGUUUUAUGAUUGCUUUGCCUGGGAGUCCAGUUUUAUCACCUUCAUCACACUAAAGUAUACCUGGGGUUUCUUUAAUCCAUAGCUCCUCCAUUGUUUCUUACUGCACUCCAUUCUCUUCUUAUAGAGCUGAUGCCAAAGAAAUGUUGCACAUGUUUCCUGAGGCUGCUUUUUGACAUUAGAGGAAACAUUGUUUGAACGCUCAGUUCUUGGAAGUUAAUUUAAAUAUUUGCGAACGCCUUUUUCCCUUUUACUAACUGCAUAUUUUAAGAAAGAGAAGUCGUUGUUCCCAUUAUUGUUCAAACUCAACAGUAUGACACAAAAGAUUUCAGAAUCACUUGGAAGUCAUAAGAAUACAUACAUCAAUUCCUCUAUUUUCUCUGGCUUAUUGAUACUGCUGGCAGUGUCACUCACAUUGUUUUGUGAGCUUUUACUAAACUGUCUACACAUUUUCAGUCUGGGAGUUGUUUGCUUCAAAUAGUGCUGGGGUACGUUUUUGCUUUUCUACUCUGACCUCUAAUACAGAGCAUGAAAAUGAAUCUGAUGUGUUUUGGGUGUUUUUUGUACCUGCCUCAGUUUCCAGACUGAAACUGUGCACCACUCAUGACAGAAAAUGCUAUCUCCAAACUAUUGUGUGCAGCAUUUACUUAUAAUGAGGAAGGCCUUCACACAAUAGCUGGUUUCAGUUUCAAUUAAGCCUAUUACAAGCUGAGUGUGAACUGAAAAUGUUUGUUUUGUUCACUAAAAUACCAACUUUCUCCUCUUGUAAUGAUCCCGUUGUCAGAACGCCCCCCGCCUUACUCAUUGCUCCAAUCUCUGGUUUAACUGGGAGUGGAACAGACAGGUCUUUUCAGCUGGAGAGGGCACACAGCAAUGGAUUAUGCCCUCCCUCCCCCACUGGUCUUUAUUCACCACCUGCCCCCUUACCCCUGUCCCCUUUCUCAUUAUCUGCUCCAUCCCAAUCCCAUGGUGCCUCUGGUGCUCAGUCUCCUGGUCCACCCCUGGAAUAAUCUCAUUGUUGUCGUAGUAUGUGCCUCUUAAAUGAUAUAUUUUCAGUCCUGCUAUAUUCAUGUUAUGUGGAGGGCCAGGGGCUAUGCUGGGUAAUAAGUGUGUGGUUCAGGUGUGCGUUAACAUGCCUCAUUACACCAAACAAAAACCCUGGGAAGGAGAAUAUGAAGCAGGGAUUCCGGUUGAGCUAUUAUGUCGCUUGUAUAAUGUUGACGAUGAAUGAUGUUGUGGAACCAAGAUCAAUUUUUGUGUGCUGCUGUCACAGCUGAAAUACUUGUGUGAACACUACGGCUUCAGUAACACUGCAUUCGAUGGCUCUAUACCUGUUAGUGUCUCCACUUCACAAUAUUGUUAAAUGAAGUAUUAUCAGACUAAAAAGCUUUAUUUUAUUAUAACUUAUGUUAAUGGAAUUGUACGAGUUUAAAUGUAACUGCUUUGCAUGUGUCUUUAUUACAGCCUUUUGUGUCUUAAUGCAAUGAUUCAUUCCUGAACUGUGACAUGGGGGGGGACCAAAAGUGGGAUUAUCCUGGAUUAUCUUUAGGAUAUGAAUUACCUCUAUACUAAAUGUAAUCUUCUGUGUUUUAAGUAUUGUUUAUUUUUUACUAUGUAAAGGGGAGUGGAUGCUGUUCUUCAAAUAAAUAUUUAGUCAUUUGGCUCCUAA